This is a messenger RNA of Misgurnus anguillicaudatus (oriental weatherfish), 1671 nucleotides long. The record is from RefSeq and is a predicted model, not a curated record. Lineage: Eukaryota; Metazoa; Chordata; Actinopteri; Cypriniformes; Cobitidae.
UACGACCAAAUGUCAUGCUGUGAUAGUAUCCAACAGUGAACAUGCUUUCAGGUUGAUAUGUUUAAUUUAUUUCCAUGUCUAGCAAAUUUCAAUUUAGCUUCAUCCACAUAAAAUAAAACCAAUGUUAGAAUUGAAAAGCAACAAUAUGGUCCAGCUCAAUCUCAUCAGUCAAUGCAGUUGAAAAUAGUUUGUCUUUACUGACAGGCCUUGUACAACUUGAAUAUGGUUGGGAUCAAACCCUCCCAAAAACAUUUGCAAAAUGACUAGCAACUCGGAUUAUUUGCUGUAUGGGCCAAGCUAGGCAAAUACUGCACCAUGGUUUGUUUUCCCUGUAGGCAAAUAUUUGUUAGUUUUCACAUUAAAAGUGAAAGCAAAUCUCAGAACACUUAAUUAUGUGAUGUUUUGAAAUUCGUGUACUGUUUUUGUGUUGUGAGAAGCAUUACGUUUCCAUUGCCGUGUAUAAGUUCGCAUACAAUCGAAAUGGAGGACCUCUCAGAGAUGCCAACUAGCAGCUGUAGUCUGGAUGAUCCUGACAUGCGGAUUCUUCUGCUGGGCAGACGGAGUUCUGGAAAAAGCUCAUCAGGAAACACUGUAUUGGGACAAAAACUGUUUAAAGUAGCAAAAUAUAAUCAAAAGCCCGAAGAACAUAUUUGUGAGGAAACAAUACAGAUUGGUGGAAGGCUGGUACAAGUGAUUGAUACACCUGAUCUAAUGGAUCCAAAUCUCUCGGAGGAGAAGUUUAAAAAUAAAAAGAAAGAACUUCUCUCUAUGUGUACAGAAGGUCUCAGUGCUGUCCUGCUGGUUGUACCUUUAAACAAAUCUCUGGAAAAUGAGGAAGAGAUUUUAGAUUUUAUUCUAUGUUUAUUGGCCCCUAGGGCUCAGAAUUACUUCAUGGUUCUCUUUACAUAUAGAGAUGAGCUUGACGACAAUGAGACAAUUGAUGAAUACCUACAAAACCAAGAUAAUGCAGAGCUGCAACAACUGGUUACAAAAUGUGGUGGAAAUUAUCACUGUUUCAACAAUAAGUCUAAAGUGGAUGACCAGGUCCCUGAAUUACUGAAUAAGAUUGAAAGAAUGGGGACAGAAAACAAUGGGAAGUUUGUCUUGCAACACAUAAAAAGAAACAACAGCAGGAACGACCCUCCUUGUUUUUCAAAACAGAGUUCGGCAGAUGAAGAUUCAUUUGAGCAUUUAAUUCCUGAGAAACAACAGCUCAGACUGGUGCUGCUGGGAAAAACUGGAGUUGGGAAAAGUGCAGCAGGAAACACAAUUCUUGGCAGAAAUGUGUUUGAAUCUUCCAGCAGCUCAAACUCUCAGACAAAACAGUGCAGUUUCAAAUCUGCUGUGAGGUGUAAUAAAGAGAUCACAGUGAUUGACACACCUGGACUUUAUGUCAAUGACCUCAGUAAAGAGGAGGUCUUAUCUGAAAUAGUCAAAUGUAUGAUUUACUCCUCUCCUGGACCGCAUGUUUUUCUUAUUGUGAUUACAGUGGGUCGAUUUACUGAGGAGGAGAAAAAAACAGUAGAGCAUCUGAAAACAGCCUUUGGUGAGGAUUUGGAGAAAUAUGCCAUGAUUCUCUUCCAACCCAGUCUCACGGCAUUUCGUGAUUUGUCAGAAAAACGACCGGUCCUGUCAGAUGCCGUGCUGUGCAUGCGCGGUUACACGCUCUGA